AUGAGAAGAAGAGAAUCAAAACACAGAUGGCGUCGAAUGCUGGAGAAAUACAAGACAGACGCCCCAACUAAAGAAAAGAGCAUAAUGCGGGGUAGGAAAAGUAAAGAAAUCAUUUGCUACUGUGAUGUUUGUAAAACAACGUCCUGUGUUACAACAGUGGCGAUCUUUUAUAUAUACCAUAAUAUAUUAUGUUUUUUUUUGAGGGGGGGGUCAUUCUUUCGUCUCUCUCUCUCUCUCUCUGUUUUUCAUCCUUUCGUCUCUCUCUCUCUCUCUCUGUUUUUCAUCCUUUCGUCUCUCUCUCUCUCUCUGUUUUUCACCCUUUCGUCUCUCUCUCUCUGUUUUUCAUUCUUUUCGUCUCUCUCAUUCUUUCUCUCUCUCUCUCUCUCGGUUUUUCAUUCUUUCGUCUCUCUCUCUCUCUCUCUCGGUUUUUCAUUCUUUCGUCUCUCUCUCUGUUUUUCAUUCUCUCUCUCUCUCGGUUUUUCAUUCCUUCGUCUCUCUCUCGGUUUUUCAUUCUUUUGUCUCUCUCUCUCUCUCGGUUUUUCAUUCUUUUGUCUCUCUCUCUCUCUCGGUUUUUCAUUCUUUCGUCUCUCUCUCUCGGUUUUUCAUUCUUUUGUCUCUCUCUCUCUCUCGGUUUUUCAUUCUUUUUUUUUCAUUCUUUCUCUCUCUCUCUUUUUCAUUCUUUCGCUCUCUCUCUUUUUCUCUCUCUCUCGGUUUUUUCAUUCUUUCUCGGUUUUUCAUUCUUUCGUCUCUCUCUCGGUUUUUCAUUCUUUUUCUCUCUCUCUCUCUCUCUCUCGGUUUUCAUUCUUUCUCGGUUUUUCAUUCUCUCUCUCUCUCUCUCGGUUUUUCAUUCUUUCGUCUCUCUCUCUCGGUUUUCAUUCUUCGUCUCUCUCGGUUUUUCAUUCCUUUCAUUCAUUCCUUCUCUCUCUCUCUCGGUUUUUCAUUCAUUCUCGGUUUUUCUUCCUCUCUCUCUCUCGGUUUUUCAUUCUUUUGUCUCUCUCUCUCUUUUUUUCAUUCUUUUGUCUCUCUCUCUCUCUCUCUGUUUUUCAUUCUUUCGUCUCUCUCGGUUUUUCAUUCAUUCGUCUCUCUCUCGGUUUUUCAUUCAUUCGUCUCUCUCUCGGUUUUUCAUUCCUUCGUCUCUCUCUCGGUUUUUCAUUCCUUCGUCUCUCUCUCGGUUUUUCAUUCCUUCGUCUCUCGUGUUAUGCAUCCAUCAUUCGUGAUGAGAAUAACUACAUCCAACGUCAGAAAGGCUGCACUAAUCGUCCAGAAAUCCUGACAUGCUCACCAAAAAUGGAAUCCAUAUUUAAUAUAGAGUGCUGCAACACAGACUUUUGUAACAGAAACAUCACUGUAACAUUACAUUCUGAAAUGAAACAAACCGUCUCCUUACCAAUUAAUCUGGCUCUGCUUAUAGGCAUCCUGGUUCCGAUCCUUUUUUCAGUAAUGCUGAUUAUAGUAGUUAUUAGUUAUUUCCGAUGGAAAUACAAAAGACGAAUGGAUGACCUGUGUGUCCGUGAACGUCGCCUUUUAGAUGAUUGUGACAGCAAGUCAAGUAAAGAAGAAAAAAGUUCACUGAAGGAAUUAUAUGAUCAGUCUGUUACAUCUGGAAGUGGCUCAGGGUUGCCAUUUCUUGUUCAAAGCACUGUGGCUCGACAGGUUAUGAUGGUGGAAAUGAUAGGGAAAGGUCGUUAUGGAGAAGUCUGGAAAGGAAUGUACCAUGGGGAAUGCAUUGCUGUAAAAACUUUCUCUUCAAGGGACGAAGCUAGCUGGGACCGUGAGACAGAAAUUUACAACACUGUUCUUUUACGUCAUGACAACAUUCUUGGAUACUUGGCUUCUGAUAUGACCAGUCGCAACUCAUGCACACAACUCUGGCUCAUUAUGCAUUUCCAUGUCAAUGGUUCUCUCUAUGAUUAUUUGCAGCAUGUUGUGCUUGACCACCAGUCCAUGCUUUUGCUUGCAUACUCGGCUGCAGCUGGCAUCGUCCAUCUCCAUACUGAAAUCCUUGGCAAGCAAGGAAAGCCAGCCAUUGCACACCGAGACAUUAAAUCUAAGAAUAUUCUAGUGAAAAAAGAUGGGUCUUGUUGCAUUGGAGAUUUGGGUCUGGCUGUUAUUCAUAGUCGUGAAAAUAAUUAUCUCGAUCUUGGUAACAAUCCAAAAGUUGGUACAAAGCGUUACAUGGCCCCAGAAAUCCUUGAGGAGACUCUUAACCCAAAUCUCUUUGAGUCUUUCAAAUGUGUAGAUGUCUAUGCAUUUGGACUGGUACUUUGGGAAAUCACACGGCGCUGUGUUGUUAAUGGAAUCUCUGAAGAGUAUAAGCCUCCAUUUUGGGAUGUGGUACCAAGUGACCCUAGUUUUGAGGAUAUGAGGAAAGUAGUCUGCACUGACCAACAACGUCCAGUCAUCCCUAAUCGUUGGUCCACUGAUCCAGUUUUGAACCAGAUGAGUAAACUCAUGAAAGAAUGUUGGCGAGCUGAGAGUAAAGCUCGUCUCUCAAUGCUCCAUGAUGUUAUACCAGCAAAUAUAAAAAACAAGCCAUCCUUAGGAUUGAAUAUCCCUCCAUUUUCAUUUUUUUCCUUCUCUCUCUCUCUUUCUUCCUCUCUCUUUCUUCCUCUCUCUCUUUCUUCCUCUCUCUCUCUCUUUCUUCCUCUCUCUCUCUUUCUUCCUCUCUCUCUCUCUUUCUUCCUCUCUCUCUCUUUCUUUCUUUUUCUUUUUUUAUUUUUAUUUUUAUUUUCAUUUUCAUCAGCUUACUUUUGGAAACAGGUUAGUAUUUGCUAA
Molecule: messenger RNA, 2775 nt
Organism: Acanthosepion pharaonis
Lineage: Eukaryota; Metazoa; Mollusca; Cephalopoda; Sepiida; Sepiidae
Source: the annotation of a GenBank genome assembly